Messenger RNA from Trichoplax adhaerens, 621 nucleotides. RefSeq lists its product as uncharacterized. The coding region runs from base 1 to 621 and encodes 206 amino acids. NCBI's taxonomy places the organism in Eukaryota, Metazoa, Placozoa, Uniplacotomia, Trichoplacea, Trichoplacidae. Gene Ontology annotation, molecular function: protein-lysine N-methyltransferase activity. The record is from RefSeq and is a predicted model, not a curated record. Gene Ontology annotation, biological process: regulation of mitochondrial ATP synthesis coupled proton transport; positive regulation of proton-transporting ATP synthase activity, rotational mechanism; peptidyl-lysine trimethylation. Gene Ontology annotation, cellular component: mitochondrion. The transcript is spliced from 4 exons.
AUGGAAACUGAUCGAAGAACACGCAAUCGAAAAAUUUUCGGUUAUAUAGCUGUAGGUACAUGCGGCGCCAUAGCUACAGCUGUCUGCAUGAUAAGCUGGCCUUUUAUAACACCAGCUUUCCGCCGAUACUGUUUGCCUUACGUUCCAGCAACAACUGAGCAGGUCUCUAUCGUACUCAAGUUAUGUCGUCCCGGUCGCCUAGUAGACCUUGGUAGUGGCGAUGGCCGAAUUGUUAUAGCAGCAGCUCGCGAAGGACACCAAGCAUUUGGAUAUGAGUUAAACCGGUGGCUAGUGUUAUAUUCUAAAAUUAAAGCGAGAAUGGAGGGUAUGCACACUAAAACCUUAUUUCGUACUGCAGAUUUAUGGAAGAUAGAUUUAUCGACAUACGACAACAUUGUCAUAUUUGGCGUUCCCAGUAUGAUGAAAGAUUUAGAGAAAAAAAUCAAGUCUGAGAUGCACCCUAGAAGCCAUGUAAUAGCAUGUAGAUUCUGUUUUCCCUCGUGGGAUCCGGUAGAUAUUAUAGAAGGGGAUAGCUGCACAGCUUGGUUAUACAAAAGUAAAAGAUGUAAAGAUGAUGUAAAAAGUAAAGUAAAAGAUGAUAGCAAAAAAUUAUGUGAUUGA